AUGCUGUGCACGGCUUGCCAGAGAAUUUUUACUCCCCAACUUCUCGUUGUCCACUCAACCUCAAUUGGAGAGUUAAGAAUCCACCACCGAUCUUCCAGGAGCCUCAAGCACGCUAUUGCAUUAGGAUGUUACAUCUGUAAUCGAUUAUGGGCCAGCCUACGGACUACAGACCGCGACACGGUUUCAGCCUUGGCCAAAUCCGAUCCUGUCCUUGAAGAUGUGAGUGACGUUAAGUCGCCCGGCACGCUUGCGGACUCUACGGAGCCGUUCAUUACGGCAUUUGGUGUUGACGAUGGCCCACCAUACGGCCAUCUGGGAUGGUACCAAUUGAAGCUUGCUGUCAAUGUGAAGGCAAUGAUUACUUCCGAAAUGAUGCCUAGCAGGGCGUGUUGGUGCGACGCGACCUUUGUAUUGCAGCCUCGAGACAGUAAGGCCAUACUGAGUCGCCCCCAUAUCUCUCCGCUGUCGAGGCGGGGGACCUUCAGCAAGAUAAGAAUCAGCGAGCCUCUUUCACAGAACACAAAAUCUAUCCAGUUAUUUGAUCUUGCGAAGAGCUGGAUCGCCGACUGUGAAGAAAAUCACCCACUGUGCAACAAACGUCCUUCAGAAAAGGACUGGUAUCCGACUCGUCUUCUCGAAAUUCAGCCUUCUAAUAGCGCAGGGCCACAUUGGCGCCUAAUCGAGACAAGGCAUUCCGCUAUUGACGGACCAUAUUUAACUCUUAGUCAUUGCUGGGGCUCUGCUGAGUGUAUAAAGUUAACAACUGAAAACUACCACAACAUACUCCUUGGGCUUCCCUCAACGAUUUUGCCUCAGUUGUACCAAGACGUGUUGUAUGUGGCUCUUAAUUUGGGUAUUACAUAUUUGUGGAUUGAUUCUUUAUGUAUCAUCCAGAAUGGGGAUGGAUUUGCUGAUUGGCGACAAGAAGCAUCUCUGAUGGGCGAAGUCUAUUCGAACUCGUCCUGCAACAUCUCUGCUGUGGAUGUGCCAGAUGCUCAUCAUUCUUUGUUCUGCGCCCGGAAUCCAGAAUCACUUCGCCCAGAGGUUACGUAUCUCACUACUGAUGGUCAACCUGCCCCGUACGUCAUAUCUCACCUCAAGUUUUGGGAAAGCGAAGUCUCUCACGCUCUGGUCAAUUCUAGGGCCUGGGUUCUUCAGGAACGACUACUGUCUCGUCGCAUAUUGCACUUCGGGGUCCGCCAGUUGCUCUGGGAAUGUCAAACGAAAGUCGCGGCCGAGGUCUAUCCAGAUGGCUUACCACCCGAGAUCUCCACACUUGAUUCCCGCAUCAAGAGCCUUUCCCCAGCUCGGUAUAUUCCGGUAAACUGCAGCAACGUUGCAGCUCACCUACUCUGGCCUCCAAUUGUCGAAAAAUAUACGGCAUGCAGUCUUACAUUUCCGAAUGAUAAACUCGUCGCUCUUUCUGGUAUUGCAAAGGUUCUGAGGCCAAUUUUGCAGGAUGAGUAUGUCGCCGGCAUGUGGCGACGCUAUUUAGCAUGCGAGCUGCUCUGGAAUGUGACUCCGUACCCAGAAGGUACACCAUUGGGGCAUGGGACAUAUCGUGCCCCAAGCUGGUCAUGGGCGUCAACAACUGGAGCCGUUGCAGCUGGCCGGCCAGAUAUUCAGGCUGCUGAUGUUCUUAUUACAGUGGAAUCCCUAGGCCUAGAGUACUCAACAGAUGACAAUACAGGCCUCAUCCGGAGUGGAUGGUUACGUUUACGCGGGAUGCUAAAACAGAUACUGCUGGUGAAGCCAUGUUUGCCAGAUACAUGUAACACCAAAAAUUGGAACGUAGUCAUCAACGGUUUGCAUUUCAGUGCUCUAGAUGACUACGGAAUGCAAGAAACACAGCUUCAAGUCAUGCUCGAUUCUUUUCACAAUAGCUUUAAGGAGCAAAACGCCAAUGCAGCACUGUAUUGCAUGCCUGGCAGAGUGCGGAGGACCGAGGAGGGGAGCAUAUACAUCCUGUUAUUAGAAGUCGUCGAUCGGGGGAGAGGGAUUUUCCGUCGCAUAGGGCUUGCUCGUGGGUGGGGUAUGGACUUGCAGGCAAAAGUCCUUACUCGCAGUGACGAGGAAAGCCGGUUUCCAUGUGAAGAGUAUACGGAGGACGGCCACUUGAUAUGCAUCAUCUAG
Molecule: messenger RNA, 2133 nt
Organism: Pochonia chlamydosporia 170
Lineage: Eukaryota; Fungi; Ascomycota; Sordariomycetes; Hypocreales; Clavicipitaceae
Product: heterokaryon incompatibility protein
Exons: 2
Coding region: 1-2133 (710 amino acids)
Source: RefSeq, a predicted model, not a curated record